GAGUUGUGUCAAGGCGUUUGAUCACUGUUGCGUGGAUCUAAAAUAUAUACUACCUGCUUCCUACUUUAUAACCAUUAAAUGGUCGUGGUUGGGAUACAGACCCACUUUUCUUUCUUUCUUCUGAAACACGGAAAAAAUCCAAAUGAAUACGAGAAUAAUGUACAAAAUAUGUCGAAAAGCUUCGUAAUCCAUAGUGAACUCGUGAGUUUCCUUUCGCCCUAUUGAAUGCACUACCAGUUCUCAUCGCAUAGCGGCAGCGUUGAUCUAAAUUCAUGUUCAGAGAUAAACCAGCUUUCCUGAGGAAAAUUUAUUCAAUUGAUUAUUUAAAGACAACAAAUGAACAUCAAAUUAGAUCUAAUUUUCUUCUUUGUAUAACAGUACAGCACAACAGUAACUCACUCCAUAUGUCACGUGAAAAGCACUAAAUUUUAUGCUAACUGGGACUGUUAUUUCGUUGUUGGGAUAGUGGUAGUUGUUCAGCUCUUUUGUUUACCAAACAGCGUAAUAACCAAUAACUGAGCAAAAUUGUGCAUAUGAUGAGCUUAAUACCAAACAUAGGGAUAUCGUAAUUUAUUAGUUCUAUUAGUGAACAGAAUAUAUAAUGACAUAAUCUGUGUCGGCAAACCUAACCAUGAUUGGUUUAAAACCAUUCUGGUUUUAAAGGUUUCCUGAUGAAACCUGUCUUGGUUGAAACUGAAGUUCGUAUGAUCAGUGUUUUCAAUGUAGGCUUCAAGGGUCUGAAAGCCUACAUGAAAGUUUACAUCAAUAGGCCCUUAUGUCACGAUUGUAUCUGUUACUUGCAUGGAGUAAAAUUGCAACUUCAUGACUAGCCUCAAUAUUUUAUCUCUUUAAGCCAGACGAGAGCAUAUCUAUGGACUAAAAACGCUUUUGUGGAUAGACUAUGAAUUUUGUAUGUGUCGUAUGAGCCUUCGCCACUAAAAUCGUUUUCCAGCAGUGUCAUCCCUCCCUCUACCUCCCCUCUGCCCACACAUCACCAACUCCUUCUCUCCUUUUCCAUUUUCUCCCUGUUCACUCUGCUAACAUCAGCGCGCUGUUGUCUGUUUGGAAAUGACUGGGCCAAUGAAAAAGGAGUCAGUGAGACUGAAAAUGCUAAAUUUUUUUGCAGAGCUCUGCAGGAGGGAAGAAAACCACUAUUUUAUGAAACCGCAUCACUAAAAAUGCUAUUUGAUUACACUCGCGGGGAAAUUUGUUCAGAAGCGGCUGCGUGAAUAUUUACAGUAUAGUAGUCAACAUUUGCGCAUAAAUGUAAGCAAGACUGUAUGGCUUAAGACAUUCCGAAACCAGGGCUGGUUUAACCUAAUUUUUCAUAGAGCUAUUACAAGAAAGUUGAUGAAAAGAAGAAAAAAUGAGUUCAUAUUUCGUUAAUUCUCUCUUUAGCAAAUUCAAAGGAAGCGACGCCCUGCGUCCAAACUACUACGAGUGUUCUGGGUACACACAGGAGCUUGCAGGCAGACCGUCUGUGUUGUACGGACACAGCACAGGAUCUACAUUUCAACACACAGCCCAGCUUCCGGAGUUUUAUCACCACGGAGCCUCUACGUUCUCCCACGCACCGUACCAGCACAGCCAAUAUCACGGCGAGACAGCAGCAAACCUUUUUGCACAGGAAACCUUACAGAGACAGACUUUUUUCGGCACACAAGAUACGGAUUUAGCCCAAUUUGGAGACUACAGUGUAAAAGCAAGCUACAUCAGUGAUGAUUUGGAGAGCGCAGAAACGUGCCCAACACAGCUUUUUCCAUGGAUGCGACCACAAGCUACCGGCCGAAGGCGCGGCAGACAGACGUACAGCCGCUACCAGACGCUCGAGCUGGAGAAGGAGUUCCUGUUUAAUCCGUACCUGAACCGCAAGCGGCGCGUGGAGGUGUCGCGAGCGCUCUGCCUGACCGAGCGCCAGGUGAAGAUCUGGUUUCAGAACCGGCGAAUGAAGUGGAAGAAAGAGAACAACAAGGACAAGUUCCCGAGCAGCAGGGCUGAGCAGGAGCAGAUUGAGAGGCAGAGAUGUGAAUGCGUCGAUGAUUCAGGAAAACGUACGUCAGAAGUGGCGGACUCCGAGGACGCGUAA
This is a messenger RNA of Ictalurus punctatus (channel catfish), 2086 nucleotides long. RefSeq names its product homeobox B8b (gene hoxb8b). Gene Ontology annotation, cellular component: nucleus. The coding region runs from base 1367 to 2086 and encodes 239 amino acids. Gene Ontology annotation, molecular function: RNA polymerase II transcription regulatory region sequence-specific DNA binding; DNA-binding transcription factor activity, RNA polymerase II-specific. The record is from RefSeq and is a predicted model, not a curated record. Gene Ontology annotation, biological process: regulation of transcription by RNA polymerase II. The transcript is spliced from 2 exons. NCBI's taxonomy places the organism in Eukaryota, Metazoa, Chordata, Actinopteri, Siluriformes, Ictaluridae.